Messenger RNA from Erinaceus europaeus (western European hedgehog), 1710 nucleotides. It is a transcript of the gene PRPF18, whose product is annotated as pre-mRNA processing factor 18. Lineage: Eukaryota; Metazoa; Chordata; Mammalia; Eulipotyphla; Erinaceidae. Bases 117 to 1172 code for a protein of 351 amino acids. The transcript is spliced from 11 exons. Gene Ontology annotation, biological process: generation of catalytic spliceosome for second transesterification step; RNA splicing. The record is from RefSeq and is a predicted model, not a curated record. Gene Ontology annotation, cellular component: U5 snRNP; U4/U6 x U5 tri-snRNP complex; U2-type post-spliceosomal complex.
ACUUCCGCCGGAAGCCUCCCCUCUGGGUUGUUGUGGUCCGGCGUUGGCGUUAGCCGACCGAGUUCGGAGUGAGGGUUUGGAGGGGGCGGGAGCCCAGCUUCCACCCGGGCCGCGAGAUGGAUGUGUUGAAGUCGGAGAUCCUCCGGAAGCGGCAGCUGGUGGAGGACCGGAACCUGUUGGUGGAAAAUAAAAAAUAUUUCAAGCGUAGUGAACUUGCCAAAAAAGAGGAGGAAGCAUACUUUGAAAGAUGUGGCUACAAGCCUAUAAAUGAGAAGCCACCUGGAGAGAUACAGCCAAAAGAGGAAGAACAAAAACCCUUAACAUCAUCAAAUCCAGUAUUAGAACUUGAACUGGCAGAGGAGAAAUUGCCCAUGACUCUUUCUAGGCAAGAGGUUAUCAGAAGAUUGAGAGAAAGAGGAGAACCAAUCAGGCUGUUCGGAGAGACUGAUUAUGAUACUUUUCAGCGUUUGAGAAAAAUCGAGAUCCUCACACCAGAAGUUAACAAGGGAUUGAGGAAUGAUCUGAAAGCAGCUUUGGAUAAGAUUGAUCAGCAGUACUUGAAUGAGCUUGUGGGUGGCCAGGAGCCAGGUGAGGAAGACACACAGAAUGAUUUGAAAGUUCAUGAAGAAAACACCACAAUCGAAGAAUUAGAGAUGCUGGGAGAGUCUUUAGGAAGAGGUGACGAUCAUAAAGACAUGGACAUCAUCACCAAGUUUCUUAAGUUUCUUCUUGGUGUUUGGGCAAAAGAAUUGAAUGCCAGAGAAGAUUAUGUGAAGCGCAGUGUUCAGGGUAAACUCAACAGUGCUACCCAGAAGCAGACUGAGUCCUAUCUCAGACCCCUUUUCAGAAAACUCCGCAAAAGGAAUCUCCCUGCUGAUAUUAAAGAAUCAAUAACAGAUAUUAUCAAGUUCAUGUUGCAGAGGGAAUAUGUGAAGGCAAAUGAUGCUUAUCUCCAGAUGGCCAUUGGCAAUGCCCCCUGGCCCAUUGGUGUCACUAUGGUUGGGAUCCAUGCCAGAACUGGUAGAGAAAAGAUUUUUUCCAAGCAUGUUGCACAUGUUUUAAAUGAUGAGACACAACGGAAAUAUAUUCAGGGAUUGAAGAGGCUCAUGACCAUUUGCCAGAAACAUUUUCCUACGGAUCCAUCAAAAUGUGUGGAGUACAAUGCACUCUGAGAUCUACAGCCUGUGUGUAAAUAACAAUAACAAACUCCUGGGAGCUGGAUAUGCACCUUUGGAGUUAGCAGUAGGCAUGAGGCAAGAAGAAAAUGGAAUUUUUAAUCUGAGUUCUACUAAUGCAGCUCUUGGUUUAAGAACUGUGCUGGCUCUCACAUCACCUCUGACUACAAACUGGUUUUUGUGUCUUGGUCUUAUUUUAAACCAUUGAAAAAUUAAUAAUUCCCUGUAAUUUAAAUGUGUAGACAAGGGUCACAGGAGAGAAAUUCAGAUGACUUCCCCUUUAAAUCUGAAAGUUGGAAGUGAUUACAUGCUUCAAAAGAAGCAUUUCAGGAUGGAUUUAUUUCCGUAAAGUGUGGUAAUUCUCACAUUGCCUUUUAUGUAGUAUUUAUAGAACAUAUUUUUAUAAAUCAACAAAAGUAUGGUACCAUUUAAUGGAACUUUAUGUCUUUAAAUGUUGCUGAACUUUUGCCGUCUUGCAAUACAAUUCGGAUGUAUAUGUUUUUACUGCUAACAAGUGUUUUUCUUGCAUUUCAAA